AUGAUCCAAGACACUUUCCAUCAUCUGGUUCAGACAAGAGUCCAAAAUGGGCUUCAGCCGAUUGCUAUUACUUGCUUUUUUGAGGAAUUACCAUUAAGGUUUGUGGGGGUUGUUGUUCCAUCCCAUUCCGCUAUCCUGCCUGGGUACAUACCAAUAGGAAUACAUGAGGAUCACAUAGGCAUGACGAAAUUCGAUAGUCACGCGAACCCUGGUUUCACGGCUGUUUCUGGUGAGCUUCUUCGAUGGGUGAGGGAUCUUCCUAGGUCAGAAUUUUAG
Penicillium canescens is the source of this 276-nucleotide messenger RNA. RefSeq lists its product as uncharacterized. The transcript is spliced from 2 exons. The coding region runs from base 1 to 276 and encodes 91 amino acids. The record is from RefSeq and is a predicted model, not a curated record. NCBI's taxonomy places the organism in Eukaryota, Fungi, Ascomycota, Eurotiomycetes, Eurotiales, Aspergillaceae.